AAUCAUAUUUGUUGAAUCAGGAAAUACGAUUCUUUCUCAUCACAACACGUCGUAGUCCAACAGAAAUAGUAACCCGGUCGAUCCUGUGUACCAGUUUUCUGGUUUUGUAGGACCGGUACAGAUGCCUUCUCAUUCUGAUACACAUCGAUAAACUCCACUUGAAUGAUCUGAAGAAGUUGGCCUGUGACCCCAUCAGUCAAGUCAAGAAAAAAGAGUAUUUGUCAGGAUGGCUUUCUCAGGGAGUAUGGUGUCAGCUUUAGCUGAGAUACUGAAACCUCCUGAAACUGCAGAUUCAGACAUUGAUCUGGAUGAUGAAAUGCCUAAAACACAGUUUGCUAAGAUGGGUCCAGGAGAAAUUGGACCAACAAAGAAGGAAGGCAGUAGUGAUGAGCCAAAACAGGAUACUAAGAAGCAGACUAAGGACAUCUGGACUGAAGACGAGGUUGGGGAAGGGGCGGAAUACGAAUCAUUAUACGACCCUCGACCACAACCAGAAUAUGACAUCCUGUACAAGCAGGCAGUGACAUCUGAGGAUAUGUUCCUACAAAUGGGAAAUAAGAACCCGGCUACAUCUAGCUGUGAGGACAUGGUGGUAAAGAUCAAGUUACCCGACACAAAGAUAUCUGACAUGACACUGGAUGUAAAAUCAAAGUUCCUGGACUGUAGAACCCCUAAACUGAAGCUGGGACUCCAUCUGCCCCACCCAGUGGACCACGAGUCGGGCAAUGCAAAGUGGGACGGAGAUAAGGGUGAACUGUCGAUCACGCUCAGAAUGAAGAGGGACCUGGACUUCAUGAACUUUUGAUCCUUGUCUAGAGGAUACAGUUUAUAAAACCAUCACUUUCAAUGCGUUUACCAGAGGAUGCACAGGAUGACAUGUAUCCAAUUUGUUUGUGAAAUAGAAAAUUUUACAUCUUAGAUGUGAAUUUGACACCUGUGAAAGAUUUACAUCAAAUAUGUAUAAUAAGUGCAUCAGAAUCCUUUGACCCAGACAGUUUUCUACUGGUGAGGUUGCUAUUUUCUUCCUUCUCCAGUAUUCAGGAUUUUUUACCACCAAUUACAAUGUACUGGAGAUUUUAUAUCCUUGACAGUUCUAACAGGAGCUCACAUGUUGAUUCGUCACAUACAUGUGUAUAUCAGAACAAAGUUUUCACCAAACAAGGGUGUACCAUGUACACCCAAGGACACGUAAAAUCAUCUAUCUCAUUCAGUACUUUACAUUGUGUUCACAUUCAAACUUGAUUUUUUAAUCUGUCACUUAAAAAUGUGUUGAUUUUAUUUAUUGAGAGACUCUCUACCAAGUAUCAGUAGUACUAGUGUUUCUAUGUAUGAAGCUAUCCGUCCAUAUCAAAAAUAUUUGUCUUGUAGAUUUUUUUUCUCAGGAAACCAUCUUAUAUUGAAUUGAAUGCUGAAGACAUUUGUAUAACAAAUGAAAAAAAUUGGUGAAUUUAUUUUUGAUAAGUAUGAAAUGUUUUUAAAAUAAUUGUCAUUCCCUGAUGGAUUAUACAUGUACCCGUCCACAUUCCAAAACUUGUGUUAAGUUAUUGUACAAUGUUGUGUUGUUAUAUAUUAAAUAUUGACAAAG
Mizuhopecten yessoensis (Yesso scallop) is the source of this 1585-nucleotide messenger RNA. Its product is annotated as protein PIH1D3-like. The transcript is spliced from 7 exons. Gene Ontology annotation, cellular component: cytoplasm. Gene Ontology annotation, molecular function: protein-folding chaperone binding; dynein intermediate chain binding. Bases 227 to 805 code for a protein of 192 amino acids. The record is from RefSeq and is a predicted model, not a curated record. Gene Ontology annotation, biological process: axonemal dynein complex assembly. NCBI's taxonomy places the organism in Eukaryota, Metazoa, Mollusca, Bivalvia, Pectinida, Pectinidae.